Poecilia latipinna (sailfin molly) is the source of this 3130-nucleotide messenger RNA. It is a transcript of the gene zbtb47b, whose product is annotated as zinc finger and BTB domain containing 47b. Gene Ontology annotation, cellular component: nucleus. The transcript has 6 exons. Lineage: Eukaryota; Metazoa; Chordata; Actinopteri; Cyprinodontiformes; Poeciliidae. The coding region runs from base 812 to 3028 and encodes 738 amino acids. Gene Ontology annotation, biological process: regulation of transcription by RNA polymerase II. Gene Ontology annotation, molecular function: protein binding; DNA-binding transcription factor activity, RNA polymerase II-specific. The record is from RefSeq and is a predicted model, not a curated record.
AAAAAAGGUUUCCCUUCACAUCAACUGCUUGUACCAUUUUUGAAUUAGAUUAGGUGCCACCAUAAAGUCACACCAAGGGGUGCAAAUGGCCCUCGGACUGCAUUCGCACACUCCUGCUGUAAGUCAUCAAGUUAAAAUAAAUAAACACCUGGAAUAUAUCUGUACCUGCAUGAUUCUACCUGAUAAUUUUACCUUCUUGAAUAAAUCUUUUCUAUGGAUAUGCGCAUAUGCAGGGCGGAAAAACUUGCAGUAAAAGGGCGCUUGUGCUGCAGUUGGACUCCCUGUGACUGCUGCCAUGUGGGAAAUGAGUGAACUCUUUGACCCCCGCACGUGUCUGCCCGCCACCUGACGUCACACUGUUCCAAGCAGGAGCGCAAAAACACUGGGAAGCGCUCGCACCAGGCUUUGCGCCAUACGGCCGCUGCGCGACCUUCGCAGCCCGUCUUUUAAACAUCAACCCGGACGGUGGAAGGAAAAUGCGCCUGAACGUGAACUUCCUCUUGUCCCUCCGUUUAAAAACAGUACCGUGUCCCUUUAAAAGCGUCUGACAAAAAGCCCAUAUGAUCCCGGAGCUCCAAUCACCAAUUCCUUCUGCAAAAGCAGUCUCUGCAUUUUUGUCUGUCUGAACGCCACAGCUAUACUCUUGAGUGGGCGAAAGACACAGAGGAAAGGGCAACAAAAAAAAAAAAAAGAAAAGAAAAAAAAAACUGCAGAAAUGUGACAAUCUAACGAUCGUUUUCAUGGCGAGGGGGAAACCGCAGCGAAAGGAGUUAUUCUGGGACUCCUUGGAGCCUCGAAGCGCUGGAUCAAAAUGCUCAUAGUGGAGAAGACCACAGACUUCCCCACUGCUGAGUUCUCUCUGGUGGAGGAUGUGGCUCUGCACUUCACCUGUUUGAUGGACAGGCUGAAUGAGCAGCGCCUCUUCCAGCCUGACCUCUGUGACGUGGACAUCGUGUUGGUGCGCCAGCGCAGCACCUUUCCUGCACACAAGGGAGUGCUGGCGGCCUACAGCCCCUUCUUCCACUCUCUUUUCGCCCAAAGCAAACAGUUGCGGCGUGUGGAUCUGUCCCUGGACGCCCUGACCUCUCAGGGCCUCCAGCAGAUUCUCAACUUCAUUUACACCUCCAAGCUGCUGGUGAGCAGCAGCACCGUCCGUGACGUGCUGAACGCUGCCACAGUGCUUCAGAUGAGCGACAUCGCGGCGUCCUGUCGAGAUCUCCUCAGCAGCCACUCGCUGAGAGCCACCUGCAGAGAGAUGGCCAAUCAGGAAGGGUUCGACCCAGCUGAGAUGCCUCCCUGCCAGCUGUACCGGGAGAUCAAACAGGAGUCCGAGCUCGGCAGGGUCUACACGAGAGAAGGCAGCAGCCCGUUCUCCGUCAGAGUGGAGGAGGUGGGAAAGAUGGUUGCCCAGACAAAGCAGUACUAUCAGAAAGAGGAGGGGCCGGGAGGCGGGGCCAGCACGGGUGUGGCCUCUCUGUGUAAAGUGGAGGGCGACGGAGAGGAGUCGAAACCAGCGGACAGUCACACCUCCUUCAACAGAGAUCAGAUCAUCGUCGAAGUCAACCUCAACAACCAGACCCUGAACGUCUCGAAGGGAUCCGAUGGGAAAUCUUCCACAAUCACAGAACCCAUGUUUGGCCGUUGUCAUGAAAACGAGAGAGACUCUGAGGGUGACGAGGACGAUGAGAUGGAGAAUGGUGACGGACGUGAAGAGGAGGGCGACGACGAUCUAAAGAGGACAGACAUACUGGGGCAUACCAGUGGAGAGGAAGAUGAGGAGGACGAGGAGGAGGAGGAAGAGGAGGAGAACACCUUAAACAUUCCUGGACUGGAGCAGCCAGUCGUAAUGGAUCGACCUCGCCGGGGAACCAGAGCCUUAGCCGUGGUGGGCGCCACUGCCAUGCGUCAGACGCUCGCAGAGGCCACCCUGACCAACCAGCGACAGGGCGGGAAGAAGGCACUGGAUGCAGAGGGCCUAGGUCAGAAGGUCAGGCUGGAGGAGAAGCAACACUUCCCAUGUAAAAAAUGCCCUCGCAUCUUCAACAACCGCUGGUACCUGGAGAAGCACAUGAACGUCACGCACAACCGCAUGCAGAUCUGCAACAACUGUGGGAAGCGCUUCCUGUUGGAGAGUGAGCUGCUGCUGCACCAACAGACGGACUGUGAGCGGAGCAUCCAGUGUGUGACCUGUGGAAAGGCUUUCAAGAAGCUGUGGUCGCUGCACGAGCACAACAAGAUUGUCCACGGCUACGCGGAGAAGAAGUUCUCAUGCGAGAUCUGCGAGAAGAAAUUUUACACCAUGGCUCACGUCAGGAAGCACAUGGUCGCCCAUACGAAGGACAUGCCAUUUACCUGUGAGACAUGCGGAAAGUCGUUCAAGCGCAGCAUGUCCCUGAAGGUCCACUCUCUGCAGCACUCGGGAGAGAAACCCUUCAAGUGUGAGAGCUGCAGCGAGCGCUUCCAGUACAAAUACCAGCUGCGUUCGCACAUGAGCAUCCACAUCGGACACAAGCAGUUCAUGUGUCAGUGGUGCGGAAAGGACUUCAACAUGAAGCAAUACUUUGACGAGCAUAUGAAGACGCACACUGGAGAGAAGCCGUACAUCUGUGAGAUCUGUGGGAAGAGCUUCACGAGUCGGCCCAACAUGAAGCGCCACCGCCGCACCCACACCGGAGAGAAGCCAUACCCCUGCGAGGUGUGCGGUCAGCGCUUCCGCUUCUCCAACAUGCUCAAGGCCCACAGGGAGAAGUGCUUUCACGUCACCAACCCCAUGGUGGUCCCAAACGGCGGCGACCCCCUCGGCCUCAACCUGCCCCUCGUCUCUCCUGCCGCGGACUCUUCCGGUCCGGCACAGCUGGGAACGCCGGCCUCCGCCGCCACGCCCUCCGCCGCCUCCAGCCCACAGCUCCUCCACAGCACCCAGCUGUCUCUCUCCCUGCUGCACCCCAUGGGGGGGCUGGCUGCUGCCUCACAUUUACCCCCACCGCCUCCCUUGUUCUCUGCUGGUAGGAUGAACUCCAACAACUAACAAAAUUUCUGUAGCAUUUAAAGCACUUUGUUUGGCAUCUCCUUGUUUAAGAGCAGACUCGCAGCGGGAGAUUGACAUUUACACGGAAGACAAAACUGAAAA